This is a messenger RNA of Brassica napus (rape), 767 nucleotides long. RefSeq lists its product as uncharacterized. The transcript has a single exon. The record is from RefSeq and is a predicted model, not a curated record. NCBI's taxonomy places the organism in Eukaryota, Viridiplantae, Streptophyta, Magnoliopsida, Brassicales, Brassicaceae. The coding region runs from base 265 to 474 and encodes 69 amino acids.
AAAGAAAGUUGAUUAACAACUAAAAAAGACAAAAGAAGCAAAAAAAAACCAUUUAAAGAAUACAAUACCUUUCCUUUGUAGCCUUACCAAAGCUUAGCAUCUAAAACCAGUUCCUCUCCUUAGCCACCAAGAAACCCAUAACUCUACAUAAAACCAUCACAAGCUUCUCCAUUCUUAAGGUUUAUCUUUCAUCUUCGUCUGCAAGAACCUAUUACACUAACAAAACCAACACAUAUCACAAGUACAGAGAAGAUCACUGGAGAUAUGAGUGCAGACUGGGGACCAGUGAUUGUAGCAGUGGCUCUGUUCAUCCUACUCUCACCAGGAUUGCUCUUUCAGCUACCGGCAAGGACAAGAGUGAUGGAGUUUGGUAACAUGAGCACAAGUGGCAUUUCGAUUUUGGUCCACGCCAUUAUUUACUUCUGUAUACUCACCAUCUUGGUCAUAGCCAUACAAAUUCACAUCCAUUUCUGAUCUUCUAGUAUAACAAAGUCGACCUUAUUUGUAUUCAAAGUUUGCCUUUUUCUGCUACUUAUUUUGCUAAUCUCUGAAUUCUUGGCUCAUAGUGUUUCCAGCAGGGUGACAAAAAAAUGGUUAUAUACAAAUAAAUAAUCUGUAAUUUUGUAUUUUCCCAAAUUCAAUUUCUUACCUUUAAUUACAAAGGUUCAGACUUUAACUGGUAUAAAACAUUUACGAGCUCGCGUUACUCAAUCAUGUAAUACUCAAACAACAUCAAUUGGUCUAAAACAUUUUGUAUUUUGAUUGUU